Molecule: messenger RNA, 1308 nt
Organism: Drosophila ficusphila
Lineage: Eukaryota; Metazoa; Arthropoda; Insecta; Diptera; Drosophilidae
Gene: geko
Exons: 3
Coding region: 365-985 (206 amino acids)
Source: RefSeq, a predicted model, not a curated record
UUUUAGACGAGUCGGUCGUUUCGUUUAGUUGCUCUUCCGAAAAUUGAUACCUGUGGCUAUCGCGUGUGUUACCUGUACCUGUAUUUUGGAUUUACAGUUACUAACGAGUUAUGUGCGCUUGAAUGCCAAAUUUAAUUGCCGCUCUUUGCAUGUUCGCCAGCAGCAGUAAUUUGAAAACGUUUUCGAAAAGCGAGUAAAAACGACUUUCGUUUUCCUCCCCAAACUUUCAUUUUUCCUGCUCGUGUCGGCUUGCCAUUGAAAAAGUGUCAAAACCCAGGUGCUAAAAAGUCAAAAAAAGAAUUCGUCUGAUAUUUACAUAGAGAUUGAGUUGUGAAACGCGUGUGAAUUGUUCAGUUAUUGGAUUAUGGCCAUUAUAGACACCGCCUGGCGCUGUCGCCUCAUGAUCUUCGGCAUCGUCUCCCUGCUGCUGGUGGGCGAUCUGUUCGGAUAUGGCGGUGGCAUGAAGUCCAACCACCCCGAUCCCCACUCGGUGAGGUCGGGAGGCGGCGCGGGGGCGGUGGGUGCCCCAACGGGUCCGGCGGCUGCAGCAGCCAGCAAGUUUCAGCCGAAGAAUGCCGAAAUCGAUAUAGCCGAAGAGCACGAUUUCAAUGAGUUCUCGGCAGCGGCUGAGGCACUGAAGCCGGGAUUGGCUGUGGUCACGGGGGCAAGUCUGAAGACCAAGUCCCAGCUCACCGACACCAUCAAGGAGUCGUGUCUUCCCAAGAUGCUCUGCGAACUGGCCUCCAAACCGGAGUACCAACUCAGCGAAAAGGAACGGGAGCUGCUCCGAUUAAUCAGAUCGCCGACGAUGCCCUGGAUGAUGAACGUGCCGCCGAGCAAAUGGUAUUUUGCAGCUCACAUGGGCGAACUAAUGCGCCACACGGGCGACAAUCUGAGUGGACCGAUGGGAUGCGCCAAUCUGUGGCCAAACUGCCCGAUAAGCUCCAAGAAGCUGAUGAAACUCAGCUACAAAGUGAGGGUCUAGUGAGGCCCGGAUCACUAACCUAAGUAUUAGGUAUAGCCGCCUCAACUUUUGUACCAUAUGUCUUCACCGUUGGAUUAGCCUGUAAAUGACCCUAAAUUUAGAUUUAGAUUAGACCUUAGUCCCGACAUGACUGAAGUGACUGGUAGAACUGUAGCUGUAUCCGCUUGAAUCUUUUGGCUGCGAGUCCUAGGUAGAUCGUAAUUACCUACUAUAUACUAUAUCUAAGUGUGACUAGUCACGAACCGAGUUAGCAUUACGCCUAGUCUAAGUUCGAUGCUCCUGUAAUUGUUAAUAAACGACUCUCUGUUGUGCAUACUCCCUAA